Molecule: messenger RNA, 924 nt
Organism: Blumeria graminis f. sp. triticale
Lineage: Eukaryota; Fungi; Ascomycota; Leotiomycetes; Helotiales; Erysiphaceae
Source: the annotation of a GenBank genome assembly
AUGAGCCUCGAUAGCUUUCAAUCAAAAUAUACGAGUGAGGAUAAUGAAAGUUUUUAUAAGCUAUUAGACAACCAAAAUCGAAAACGGGCACAGAAAUACGCCUGGAUGUGGUCUGCAGGAAAUAAACUUCCUUCAAAAAUGAUGUUAAAACAAAAAGAGAUAGAGCUGAAGUUAAUUCAGUCUCGAAGCUCUACAGGCAUUGAUGAACGUGAGGUUUCCAAAUAUAUAUCAGAGGAUAGCCGUCAAAGUUCUGUUCAAGGAUGGAAAUCGAAACCUAAUAAUGGAUUAAUGUUUAUACCAGAUGGCGUGGAGGACGCUGUGCAGACGAUCGCUCGUAAGGCUCAAAAUGAGUCCAGAGCAGCCCCAAAAGGUAUAUCUUACGCUAGUACUAGGAUGUUUGAAACCUUUGAUGAACCUAGAAGCAGAGACUCAAGAACUCUGACGCCGCAAUUAAAACCAGACAUAGGAAACCCUUGCUCAACAAAUAGAACCGGGCUCGAUCAAGCGUCCCAAUGCAAAGAUAGUGAAAUGCCUCAUGUUAAUGGAUAUACCUUUGUUGAUGAUGAAGACGAAGAAGAAUCUGAGAUACCGCAAGAAACAAAAGUUCUAAACUUCGCAAAAGAUGAUUUGUCUAGAAAUCCCUUCACAAUAAAAGCGCAGAGCCAUAGAGAAGACUUACUUCGUCGUAUUGUUGAUAAGACUGCAAAAAGUAAGCGGCAAUCCACAAUAGAUGGGUUUACAGGAAGAGUUGAGCAGACUCCUGUUCCAAAAUUUCCGAGCAGUCCUAAAGUUGGAGCAAGUCAACUCACUCCGGCAGCAAAACGUCUUUGGGGCCAAGUUGGAACUAGAACCACCGGUAUUACUCAUGCUUUUGAACCCACUCGACACAAGUCUGGAUUACGGAACCGUUGGACACCGAGCUAA